AUGCGCAAGCACCGCCGUGCGCGCUUCUGGCUAGCCGGUCACGGCGAGGACAUUGAGAGUGUCUACCCGACCGUGGUUCAUCGAGAUACAUGGGCCACCGAGCGUGCCAGUAGAAGCAUCAACGCAAUGAGUGAGGCCGAUUGGGUCGCUGCCUUUGCUCGCAAUAGGCGAUACGAGAAGGAGCUCUUGCCACCACCACCGCGCUUCAUCACUACUGAUCAAGGGGAAUCACGCUGCCCAUGGACAUGCCUUGUUCUCCUCGUUCUUCUGGUCUCGGGCGCCGUCCUAGCGCCUCUAAUUCUCGGCGGCCUACCUUUGCCUAGCCAAAUUCGCGGCUUCAAGCCGUCCCGCCCCACCCAUCCCACCCUCCCCUAUUCACCAUCGACUGCCAAGCUCGAUAAAUGGAUCCAGGAUGAGGCGCAGUUCGCGUAUAAACGCGUCCUCGAUAAUAUCGGCCCUGUAGCCGGCGUCCCAGACGGUGUGGUGAUCGCCAGCCCAAGUACAGGAGCAGAUGACGAGCCGGACUACUUUUACACAUGGACACGCGACGCGGCGCUGACCAUCUCCUCCCUACUGUCCCAAUUCCUCCCCGAAUCCUACCUCAUUCCCUGGGACGCGCGCUGGUCGUCCGACGCGCCACUACAACGGGCGCACAAAGCAUCCCAUCCCCUCCUGGAGGGCUUGGUACGCUCCUACGCCACGUUCCAAGCCCGGAUUCAAUCAAACCCCAAUCCGUCAGGAGACCUGUGGACUGGCGGCCUGUCUGAGCCCAAGUUUGACGUCUCAGGCUCCGCAUUCACUGGCUCAUGGGGGAGGCCACAGCGCGAUGGGCCGGCACUACGCGCCCUCGCCCUCAUCCCGUACGCCCAUUGGCUGCUGGACCGCGGAUUUCCUACUGAUCUCGCAUACGUCCGCGAGUCGCUUUAUGAUCCCGAUUCCUUACGACGUCCCGGAUCCGUUGUGAAGAACGACCUUGAGGAAGUCGCCAAUAGCUGGUACAAGGCGUCUUUUGACCUCUGGGAGGAAGUGGACGCACACCACCUUUGGACGGACGCUGUCGCGCGUCGAGCGUUGCAGGCGGGUGCAGGCCUCGCGGCCCGUUUGGGCGACAACCACGCUAGCGCGUUCUACGCCGACCAAGCUGAGCGCGUCGGUCAGCAGAUCAGGAGCUAUCAUAAUGGAGAGUGGCGGGCGACAGACCACCCUGGUCCCAGGACAGGCUUGGACGCCGCCAUCCUCCUCGCCUCACUUCACACUGGAGGGGGAAACGAAAUCGAGGACCUCGACCCAAGCCAUCCGUCCAUCCUCGACACCUUGGGCUCAUACGUCCUCUCAUUUGAAGGACUGUAUCCCCAAAAUACCGGUAACUGGACGGACGGCUGGCUCGUCGGCCGCUACGCAGAGGACAUAUACGACGGUGUGGGUUUCACAGGCGGUAAUCCAUGGUAUAUCACGACCUUUGCUGUCGCGACCACACUGUACCGAGCCCAGAGAGCGUUGGCAGAAACCGGCGAGGUAACUGAAGCGGCGAUUUGGGCCGACCUGGGGGUGCAGGGCCAAGGCCUUGAACGCUCCCUCGCCGCCCUCGGCCGAGUCGCCGACGCCUUCAUUAUCAAGGCUGCUCGCACGAUGCCGGGCGGAAGGAUGAGCGAGCAGAUUGGGCCUGAGGGGCAGCGGGGCGCGCGAGACCUCACAUGGAGUUAUGCGGCGUUUUUGGAGCUGCAGCGGGCGCGAGAGGCCGGGCGUAAGGCUUUGACCGAGGCUAGCAUUUCUAUGGACCACGCGGCCCCGCAGAAUGGGCAGCGGCCACGUCUGGCCUCCCCCGCAGCCAGCUUCUUCGCCGCCGUCAACGCUGGCCAAUCUUUCCACGGUGCUCGGCCCCCCGCUGGGGCCCCGGCGUCCAAGGCCUCAGACGAACAGCAUGAUGCAAGCCAUCACCAGCUGGGUCGCUCGCAGAGCAUGAAGAACCCGCCGCGCAGCGAUGGCCCGCUGUCGUUCGCUGCCGCUGGUGCAGGGCUCCAGUCGCCGCCCUCCUCCGAAUCGGCGUAUAUUCCGCCUGCCGCCGCUCGCCACCCACUCUUUUCCCACCAUGCCAGACCACCUCCGCCGAUGCAUCCGUGGUCACCCGCUCUGUCAUACAAGAGCGACCCAGGCCCCGUCCCCCCCAUUACGAUUGAUCCGAACUGCCCGCCCUCACCCGGGAGCACGGUGUCUAGCGCGUUUUCGCCCGCAUCCGCAUUCCUCCAGGCAUUCUCCUCAGUGUCAUCUGGGCCUUCCGAGCUCGCGUGCGACGCCCAGGGUGCACGCGUCCUAGAUUAUACCCUUGGUAAAGUGCUAGCCCGUGGAGGCUUUAGCACUGUGCGGUCUGCGACACACAUCACGACCGGCAAGGUGUUCGCGUGCAAGAUUGUUACACGCGAUGACAUCAGCGACGAGUCGGGCUCGGCCGCGCGCUUCGAGGACGAGAUCCGCAUCUGGCAGUCGCUGCCCUCACACCCUUCCAUCUUGCCCCUGAUCGAGAUGAAGCGCACCGACUACGCGACGUUUAUGAUCAUGCCCCUCUUACAGGGUAGUCUGCUCGACAUUCUUCGCAUCGAAGGAGGAAGCGAGAGCACAGCGCGCAAGUGGUUCCCCGGGUGUGUGGUGGCUGUGGCGGCACUGCACGAGGGCUUUGAAGGGUUCAGAGGUCAUAUGAUGCACGGGGACCUCAAGCUCGAGAACUUCCUGGUGGACACCGCAGGUCACGUGUACGUAGGCGACUUUGGCAUGUCGCACAUCAUCGACGACCAGCAUCCCAAGCGCGGGCCUUCGCCUGCUAACCGCCCGUCCAACCUACCCGCCCAUUUACAGGCGCGUGGGCGCUUGGUCUCUGCACCUGACUCGCCACGGAACCCUUCCGCCUCGCCCGCUCGGCGACGCGACACACUUGCCACCUCCGAGGUCAUCAAGCCAGUGAACCAGCCAUGCCCGUCCGCCUCGUUACCUUAUGCCUCCCCCGAGCUCCUGAACGCUCCCCCAUCUCGGCCUGCGCUGAGCCAGGACAUCUGGGCUCUCGGUAUCAUCCUGCACGCCCUGCUUACUGGGCGCCUGCCGUUCAACGACUCGUUCGACCCCCGACUCCAGAUGAAGAUCCUCCGCGGCAACUGGGAGGACCCCUAUGUCAGCCACGAAUGGCUGGAGGUCCUACACGGCACGCUCACACGCGACCCCACGCGACGGUGGGACAUUCGGCGCGUGUGCGAAUGUGACGCUGUGACUGGCUGGCGCGAAGUGCGUACGAAGAGUCGCUCACGCUCGCGUGCACGCAUCUCAGACCACGGACGGCGCUCCGUUAGCGACUCGCCGAUGCACCCGCACCAUGAAGGGGCGCGGCGCGGGCGCUCUCGUUCUCGCCCCUCGUCUCACAUGCGACACGAGAGCCACGAAGACCGCGGCCAGUUCCUACACACGCAGGACGGCCAUCGCUCGCGCUCGCAGAGCGGCCCGAGAAAACCUGGGACGCCCUCGCGCCCGGGCAGCAUGCGCAUGGCGCAUCCCGAGGCGCUGGCGGCCGAACUGGACGGCAUGAUGAUCACCAGGGGCCGCAGUGCCCAGCGCGAGCACAGAACGCCCGGGUCGUCAGCCGGGUCGGGCGAGCGUGCGGCUGGCACAGCGAGCCGCUCGCCCAGCUCGCGCCCCGCCCGUCCACUCAGUGGCGCAGAGCAGCGGCGCGGACGUUCGAUCGCGCGCGAGGUGGCUGUGCCCGGCACGGCCGGUUGGUGGGAGGCACAGGCCGCACACGCGCGGUACGAGGGGACACCUCCCGGCUCGGGCAUCCCUUCGGGCGUGCACAGUGGUGCUCACACGCCACCGCGGGAUGCUUCGAGCCGGCCACCGACACUCGGGUUCGAGCUGGAUGUGGUGGAUGAGAAUGCGCCGGCUCGAGGGCGUGCCGGGGCCGGUGGUCGGGGGCCUUCGAGGAGCAAAAGUCGAGGUCGGCCCGACCGAAUCUAG
This is a messenger RNA of Cutaneotrichosporon cavernicola, 3993 nucleotides long. RefSeq lists its product as uncharacterized. Lineage: Eukaryota; Fungi; Basidiomycota; Tremellomycetes; Trichosporonales; Trichosporonaceae. Gene Ontology annotation, cellular component: fungal-type vacuole. The record is from RefSeq and is a predicted model, not a curated record. Gene Ontology annotation, molecular function: ATP binding; protein kinase activity; glucan 1,4-alpha-glucosidase activity. Gene Ontology annotation, biological process: protein phosphorylation; polysaccharide metabolic process. Bases 1 to 3993 code for a protein of 1330 amino acids. The transcript has 5 exons.